Messenger RNA from Ziziphus jujuba (common jujube), 1053 nucleotides. Its product is annotated as receptor like protein 28-like. The coding region runs from base 1 to 1053 and encodes 350 amino acids. The transcript is spliced from 4 exons. Gene Ontology annotation, molecular function: protein binding. The record is from RefSeq and is a predicted model, not a curated record. Lineage: Eukaryota; Viridiplantae; Streptophyta; Magnoliopsida; Rosales; Rhamnaceae.
AUGGUUGGAGCUUUCGGAAACAACAUCCAUGGCCAAAUACCCAAAUGGAUGUGGAACACCAACACUAAAACUUUGAAGUUGUUAGGCCUUUCUAACAACUUCUUUACAGGUUUUGACCAACUUCCAGAUGUUCUUCCCUACGCUAAUCUACGGAUGCUAUGCCUUUCGAUGAACAUGCUGCAGGGACCCCUUCUAAUUCCUCCACCAUCUACCGUUGAAUAUGACAUCUCAGAGAAUCUGCUAACUGGAGAAAUCUCAUCGUUGAUCUGCAAUCUAAGUUCACUUGAGUAUCUCAGAAAUAAUAGUUUUCAUGGAAACGUUCCUGGAAUGUGCAAAAUUGGAAGCAAUUUGAGGAUGAUGGACCUUAGUUCAAACAGUUGCAAGGGCAAUUACCCGGUCACUGGUGAGUUGCCAUCAGAAUACUUGUCCAUUUGGAGUUCCAUGAAAGAGGCUAAUACAAAACAUUCAAACUAUUUGAAGGCACAAACAAGUUUGCUUAUGAUCAAUGAAAUGUUGCCCAUCGUUUAUGGUUACUUAAUUACAAUAACAAAUAAAGGGGUGGAGAGGUACUACAAAGCAAUCAUGGACAAUUUUGCGGUCAAUGAUCUCUCAACCAACAGAUUUGAAGGAGAAAUUCCAAACCUCAUUGGGAGUCUACAGGGACUUCAUUCGCUCAAUCUUUCUAACAACUUACUCAAUGGGGCCAUUCCAAUAACUUUGGGAAACUUAACAGAACUUGAGUCACUGGACCUUUCUCAAAACCAGCUGACUUCAUACGAGGGCAAUCCGGGAUUAUGUGGAAAACCAUCUCCAAGGCAAUGCGAGACUCCACCAUCGCCACCUUCCACUUCUGAAAAAGAAGACCAAUCAGGGUCUUCAAUUAAGGUUGAUUGGAGAUUUGCUCUGGCGAGAUUUAUUGGCGGGUUUAUUGUUGCAGUGGUUCUUAGUGACUCUCUGACACUAAGGUUGGUAAAAUGGUUGAUUGAUAGUCUUGAGACUUUCGGAUGGAGCCUGCCUAAAAGGAGAAGAGACAGGAGGAGACGUAGAGUUUGA